Messenger RNA from Sphaeramia orbicularis (orbiculate cardinalfish), 639 nucleotides. Its product is annotated as homeobox protein Hox-A7-like. NCBI's taxonomy places the organism in Eukaryota, Metazoa, Chordata, Actinopteri, Kurtiformes, Apogonidae. The transcript has 2 exons. Bases 1 to 639 code for a protein of 212 amino acids. Gene Ontology annotation, cellular component: nucleus. The record is from RefSeq and is a predicted model, not a curated record. Gene Ontology annotation, biological process: regulation of transcription by RNA polymerase II; anterior/posterior pattern specification. Gene Ontology annotation, molecular function: RNA polymerase II cis-regulatory region sequence-specific DNA binding; DNA-binding transcription factor activity, RNA polymerase II-specific.
AUGAGUUCUUAUUAUGUGGAUGGUCUUCUUAGUAAAUAUACGUCGACUAGUUCUCUGUUCCCAAACGUACAGCGCGCUUCCUGCGGUAUUGGACCCGGUGGAGGUGGAGAGGACCGGGGCUCGACUCAGGCUGCUGCGGCCAUUGCGUUCCCACCGUCCGUGUCUGGAGUUUACGGGAUCGGUAACAGUGUGUACCAGAGCCAUCCGCUGUUCCCCUCAGGCUAUGGCCGCAGGCAGGACUCCCACUGCGGUCCGCUGUUCCCCGACAGCUGCUGCCAUCCUGGGCCGGGACUCCUCACUGCGUCUCCGGAUAAACAGUACCGGAUGUACCCCUGGAUGACACCAUCAGAUCCAAACAGAAGGCGAGGGCGGCAGACCUACUCCAGGUACCAGACCUUGGAGUUGGAGAAGGAGUUCCACUUCAACCGGUACCUGACCCGAAGGCGGAGGGUCGAGAUCGCCCACACCCUCUGCCUCUCAGAGAGACAGAUCAAAAUCUGGUUCCAGAACCGCAGGAUGAAGUUGAAGAAAGACCAAAAGGACAAACUGGACUCCAUCACCGGGGAAAAACACGGUGGCAUCCAGAUCCAGGCGGAUUCCCGGGCCGGUCCGGAACCAGAAAAGGCUGCAAAGGAAUAA